This is a messenger RNA of Solanum stenotomum, 2490 nucleotides long. Its product is annotated as transmembrane E3 ubiquitin-protein ligase FLY2-like. Bases 310 to 2007 code for a protein of 565 amino acids. The record is from RefSeq and is a predicted model, not a curated record. NCBI's taxonomy places the organism in Eukaryota, Viridiplantae, Streptophyta, Magnoliopsida, Solanales, Solanaceae. The transcript has 15 exons. Gene Ontology annotation, molecular function: zinc ion binding.
UUUCUAUUUUCUUGUCCAGAAUUGACCAGUGAAGGCCCUUUUUGUUGGAACCAAAAAAACAAAUUAUAUAUUUAGGUUGUAAGAUUAGCCGUUGAGCUCUCAUUUUCUCAAAAAUUUGCUGGUGUUUUGGUGCUUGUUGUUGGGUUGUUAGUUCUAAGAUUUUUUGUUUUUGUUUUUUUGACUUCACUUGAAGCAACCCCAUUUGUUUGCAUAUCUUAAGUAUCUCCUUUUAAACUGUAAUGGACUUAAUUUUUUCAUCUGGGUUGAUCUUAAAUUGCUUGAAGGAGAAGAAUUGGAGUUGAUCUUAAAAUGGGUGUGGCUAAAAAUUUGAUCUUUUUAAGAAAGAAUUCUGGGGUUUGGCUUAGAAUUCUGUUUUAUUUAUGGUUUUUCUUUGGAGGGUUUUGCCAAGUAAAGGGACUCAGACCUCUUAGAGAAAAGUAUCGUUCGUGGGGCGAUGAGCAGUGGCUUUCUGCAAGGAAGGAUGAGAAUGAAUUUGGGCCAUUUUCUGCUUGGAAUAUAACAGGAACCUUCAGAGGGUCUUGGAGGUUCCUAGAUUCAAAGAAUAGCUCUUCCCUUUUUCCUGAUUUCAAGAAAUCCAAUGGAAACUAUGUCCUGGAAUUGAUUAGUACUCCUACAAAAAUAACUGGUGUACACUAUGUUCAGGGAGUAAUAAUUUUCCAUGAUAUUUUUGACAAUGAACGUGGGGGUGCUCAAAUCAGAGUAGAAGGUGUAUAUGUAUGGCCAUUCAGACAACUUUGGAUGGUAGCUCACAGCAGCAAAGAGGGUGACUUUGGCCAGGAAGAUGAUUAUCUGUUAUCAAAUCCUUAUCAUUUGCUUGGAACUUUCUCAUCUCAGGUCUUCCAAGAGUCGCCACGAGAUAAGAUUUGGAAACGGAAACACUCGCCUAUUUAUGAGAUGGAGAAACAUUGUAAUGUUGAAAUUGCAGCACAAAUUUCUCGAGUGUCAUCUUCCACUAAUGAUGGAGAUCAAGAUCAUUAUCAUCUAGAAGGAUUGAUGGAGAGCCCUUCAGUGGAUGAUGAUGGAGACUGUUUCUCCCCCAUGCUAUUGAAUGCCACUUCUAUCAAUAUAGAGGUUUACUACAACAAAGCAGUUAACUACACGUUGAUGGUCACUUUUGUUUCUUUUCUUCAAGUGCUCCUUCUCAUUCGGCAAAUGGAACAUAGCAAUACCCAAUCAGGAGCUGCCAAAGUUUCAAUUUUGAUGAUCGGGCAACAGGGAAUAAUUGAUGCUUAUCUUUGUCUUCUACAUCUGACUGCAGGCAUACUUGUUGAAUCGCUGUUCAAUGCUUUUGCAACCGCUGCAUUUUUCAAGUUUGUUGUCUUCUCAAUAUUUGAGAUGAGAUAUCUUCUCGCUAUAUGGAAGGCAAAUAGACCUAUGACUAGUGGAGAGGGCUGGCAAGCAAUGAGACGUGAACUGUCAGUUCUGUACAGCCGCUUCUAUGGGAUCCUUUUAGGUGGAAUUUUAAUCAUGUAUGAAUUCCAUAGGUUUCUGGGGCCACUCCUUUUCCUUUUACACUCUUUUUGGAUACCUCAAAUUGUAACUAACGUUAUUCGUGACACGAGAAAACCGUUGCAUCCUCAUUACAUUUUGGGAAUGACUGUUACUCGGCUAGCAAUUCCACUAUAUGUCUUUGGUUGUCCUCACAAUUUUAUGCGCAUAGAGCCCGACAAAAGUUGGUGCAUCUGUGUGGGAAUUUUCAUGGCAGUGCAGGCAUUAGUUCUUCUUUUGCAGCACUAUCUUGGAUCUCGGUGGUUCAUUCCACGACAGAUUUUACCUGAAAAAUAUAGUUAUUACAGAAGAUUUGACCAAAAAGGAAAUCAUGCUACUGACUGUGUCAUUUGCAUGACUGCUAUUGAUCUCACUCAACGUUCAAAUAAUUGCAUGGUGACGCCCUGUGAUCAUUUCUUUCAUUCGGGUUGUUUGCAAAGAUGGAUGGACAUAAAGAUGGAGUGCCCAACAUGCCGACGUCCUCUUCCUCCAGCCUGAACAGAUGUUUUUUUUUUUUGAAUUCCUGUUAAUAUAGAGCAACUGACAUCACCAACCUGUCAAAUGAGGUUGGUAUCGAAGUGGAUCAGAGCAUUCUUGAGAAAUCUUAAGUAGGUUUUAUGAAAAUUUUAACGCAGAAACACCAGAUUGCCGUGUGCAAUUCUUGUGAUGUACAUUAUGGUCAUUCUAGUUUUUAUUCAAGAUGAUAACAUUCUUGUUUUCUCUUGUAUUUCAUUACAUUUUCUUUGAGAUAUUGGAUGGAAAGCAAGUUGUAAAUUUCAAGUUGUGAAUUGUAGUCUUAUAAUCAGCACCUUGCAUAGUUGAAUUACAGGUAGAUAGCAGUGAUGACAGUUGUGUGUACAGUUUGCAGAUUUUCUUGUACUAAAUACUAUGGGUUCCUCCUACAGAAUUUGUUUUAAUUUAUCCAAUAAGUGAUGAAAUUGUAAACUAAAUUCAAGUGUUGGUCAAAAAUGACCUGGAAUU